CAGCAACAGCUUUUCGAAGUCUCUCUGUAAUCUCAUCGGACGAGAAACAGUACGGCGAUCGGAAAACUCUGAGAUGCAUCGCGGCGCGGCGGUUUUCGGACGGAAACGUAGACUGAUACUUCUCCAUGGCAGCAGAAACUUCGCCAGAUCCUUUUGCUCUUCUUCUUCACUAUCUGGUGAGAGGGAUUCACAUCUUCGCUAUUUCAUUUGCAACUUCUGGAAGCUGUGCGAUGGCUUGAGAUUGGUUUAUGAUUCUUACGGUGCCGAAUUUGAACAAUCAGUGAAUCGAAGUUAACGAUUGAUUAUGUGCAGAACAUGAAUGUUUCAUUAAGGAUAUAGCAAAAGCUCAGCCUCCUAAGCAUCUGAUGCAGCUGCUGAAUAUAUUCACAGCUAGAGGUAAAUCCAUAGUUUCUCCUGGUGCCAAGCAAGGCUUGUUACCUCUUACUAUUCCGUUGGUGAAAAUGAGCCCGGGUUCUUCAAUUGCUCUAUUACGGUGGCCAACAGCUCCUUCUAGUAUGGAGAUGCCUGUGGUGGAAGUUCAGAAACAUGGGGUUUGGUUUCUAGCUAAUAAUGUUGAUCAGUUCAUUCACAGAAUAUUGGUGGAAGAAGAUGUUUCCAAACCCGAAGAAUGCAGCCAAGAAAUCUUCAAUGCUGCUGGUGAAGCUGGGAAGAAACUUUACAGUAAGGGUGACUUUGCCAGUUCAAGACUGAUGGAUUUAGAUGCCUAUCUUUUAAGAAAGGUUGGAUUGUUUCCAGAUUCUCUUGAACGAAAAGUUAUUCGGCAUAUCGAGAAUGGAGACCAUGUUUCAGCUUUGGUGGCUACCGAGUUUUAUACAAAGAGAGGGAACUUUCCCGGAUUUGCCCGGCCAUUCGCUUUCAACGCAAAAGUUUUACUGAAACUUGGGCGUAACUUAGAAGCGAAAGACGCAGCUAGGGGUGCUUUGAAAUCUUCGUGGUGGACCUUAGGAUGCAGAUAUGAGGAAAUUGCUCAAAUAGCAGAGUGGGGAGAAGAGCAAAUUGCGCAGUAUAAGGAGAGAGUUACAGGAGAAGGAAAACAACGGGAUAUAGACAGGGGAAAGCCAAUGGCUCAGGCAUCUUUGGACGAGGCUGCGUUCUUACUGAAUCUAGCGUCACUUGAAGGGACAUGGGACGAAUCACUGGAACGGGUUGCUCAGUGCUACAAGGAAGCUGGACUUAACGACAUCGCCAAGUUUGUUCUGUACAGAGAUUGAGAAGUCUCUUUUAAAGGCCACAAUUUGUUCUUUUGAGACCUGAGAUGACAUUAUAUCAAAUGAUCUUAUGCAUUUAGUGUCUACGUUGAAGAUUUACAUUAACCCUGCUAAAGAUUCAUUGGGUCAAGAUUACUGAUUGUAUCCUUUCUGAGACUAAAAGUGGAAUAAAGCAGAAUGAUCAUCUUAUAGAGUAAUACUCU
Molecule: messenger RNA, 1432 nt
Organism: Arabidopsis thaliana (thale cress)
Lineage: Eukaryota; Viridiplantae; Streptophyta; Magnoliopsida; Brassicales; Brassicaceae
Product: cyclin delta-3
Exons: 10
Coding region: 366-1232 (288 amino acids)
Source: RefSeq, marked reviewed